AUGGCAAGAUACACUGCUCCCAGAGUCCUGGCAUUAGUCCUGCUCCUCCUCGCGAUAUGGACAACUACUACUUAUGCGUCAUCUCUGCCUGAUAACGCAGCUGAUGGGUCGUACUCGACUCCACCAUCUCUCGGCGAGAGACAGAACAGACUCCCUCUCAACCCACAAGCCCUCUACGGUAUCGGCGUGCGAACAGGGAGCUACCUCCAAGGCUUCGCAUUCGUGAUUGGCUUCACCUACCUCGACGACGUGGACCCAAAAUCGCAAUUCUCCGGUAUCAUACUUGCUCUCCAGCUUCUGAUCAGAUGGUGGAACAAACACAACACCCACACCGCAUCACUGUCCGAGCUUUGGAUCGGUCUCGCUCAGCUCCUCAUCAUCACUACGCCGGGUGCCUUCUUGCUCUUCUUCAGCUUUGGGUAUCAGCGUAGACAAUGGAAGACGGCUGACAAUCGGCCAUUGCAUCGUUGGGAGGUCAUCCGAGAUCAGGGUCUCAAUUUCUUGCUGGUAUUCGCCGUGCUUACUGGUGUCGGAGCUACCAAUAUCACCAUGGCUCUCACCGCUACCGAUGCUGUGCAUUACACCGGAACACCGGCAGUAGUGGAUGGUGUGACCAACCCACUAUGGAUCUUCAAGGUCUGGCCUGCGCAGGGAAGCUACAUGCUAGCAUUCAUGUGGAUUCAAUCCGGCGUCACAAUCAUCCUAGAAGCCAUACCCUACACCAUCUAUCUCUCCGCUUGGGCUGUCUACGGACGAGAUUACUUCGUCAUGACCAUACUCCGGCGGAAUAUGCAUCGCGAGAGCCACGAGGUCGAGGAGAAGCGUACGGAAACAAACUGGAUGGAUCGCUUAAUCGAUUGGAUGUACAGCUGGCCGAAAGAGCUCGGUUUGGUGAUGCUCUACUCCCUCGCCUGCGCAUAUGUAGUGAUACUCAUCUUCUCGGUCGAGCGAACAAUCACAGCAGCGGACAUCGGGCCCACAGGGACUCUAGCAGAUCCUUCCCAGCUUCUACCUUUCAUCACUGGGGUCAUCGCAAUAGUCAACGCUCUGGCGAGUGCUGCAAACAGAUUCUCGAUGGUGUCGCAUCAUGUCAGUCAUCAUAGGUUGUUGAAUGGUGGCACUUUGAUUUUCUACAAAGAUGGGAGGUACUACCAGAACGGUCAAAGGACAGAAGUCAACAACCCCGGUCCGGGAGGAUACAUACCACUGAUUGAAUAUGGCACUCCACGGCUGCAGCGAGAUUAUGAUUAUUCGUAG
Molecule: messenger RNA, 1257 nt
Organism: Recurvomyces mirabilis
Lineage: Eukaryota; Fungi; Ascomycota; Dothideomycetes; Mycosphaerellales; Teratosphaeriaceae
Exons: 1
Coding region: 1-1257 (418 amino acids)
Source: RefSeq, a predicted model, not a curated record